This is a messenger RNA of Polypterus senegalus (gray bichir), 2875 nucleotides long. Its product is annotated as alpha-2-antiplasmin-like. Gene Ontology annotation, molecular function: serine-type endopeptidase inhibitor activity. Bases 145 to 1680 code for a protein of 511 amino acids. The transcript is spliced from 8 exons. Lineage: Eukaryota; Metazoa; Chordata; Cladistia; Polypteriformes; Polypteridae. Gene Ontology annotation, biological process: negative regulation of endopeptidase activity. The record is from RefSeq and is a predicted model, not a curated record.
UGCAUUAACAGCCUGUGAGUUGAGUAGGCAGCUCAGUACUGUAGGUUGGAAGUUCACAAAUAACAUCCAGCAGCUUCUGGCUCACGGCGAGUUGCAGGUACACAGAGUGGAGGCUUCGCUGUGCUAAAGGCAUAAAGUAACGCCAUGAGGGCACACCUUCUAACCCUGUUGCUGUUGUGUUUUUCCCGUCAAAGCAUAUCAUCACUGACCACAGUGCCAAACAUCAUUGAGGUUGACAAUGAAGAAGAACCACCACCUCCUCCUCCUGCUCCUCCUGGGCACAGCCCCACAGCAGAUCCAUGGGAGUAUUUCUAUACCUCUUCACCCACCACAACUGUUUCUACAACAACCAUGGCUGAGCCACCACCUGAAACAGACAUGAGUGUCGGUUCAGAUGCCUCCAAAAAUAUGACUGGUCCCCACUCUGAUGAGGUGGUAGAGAACCCAGGCAGUGGGCCCUGUGACUGCUCAGGAGGUUCAUCGGAAGAGAAUGAAGAUGGAUCUCGAUGUGAUAAAAAACCCAACAGCACUUACCUUGGUGAAGCCAUCAUGAAACUUGGCCUGGAGAUGCUUCAACAGUUGAAGCCCACUGACAAGCACCCAAACGUGAUCCUGUCUCCACUGAGCAUGGCAUUAGGGCUGUCUCAGCUAGCAUUGGGAGCUGAAAAUGAAACAGAAGCGAUGCUCAUACGCUCGCUGCAUGUUCAGCACUUGCCAUGUUACCAGGAUUUGUUCAGAAGGGUUCAGGCCCAUCUUACCCAAACCACAUUGCGUCUGGCUUCUCGAAUCUACCUGCAGAAAGAAUUCCAAGUGAAGCAAAAAUUUUUAGAGGACUCCAAGAAAGUUUACAAUUCUGAACCGUCAUUGCUGGAAAGUUUGGAGGAAGUCAACAAGUGGGUAGAAGCUGCCACCAAGGGGAAGAUCAAGGACUUCCUCUCCACUCUUCCUGGUGAAAUUGCAAUGAUGCUGAUUAAUGUAGUUCACUUCCAAGGUCUUUGGAAGAAUCGAUUUGACCCCAGAUUCACUACCAAAGAACCUUUUUAUGUGGAUGGCCAGCACAGCUCUUUUGUGGACAUGAUGCAAGACCCCAAAUACCCUCUGCAGUACUUUGAAGAUGGACACCUUGAUGCCCAGAUAGCAAGCUUCCCCUUCAAAGAGGGCAUGAGUCUAAUGGUGGUCUUGCCCCAUAACGGACAAGUAAAUGUUUCUGCCCUGGCGCAGAAACUGUCUCCCAAAUAUUUCUACAGUAAACUACCCAAAGUACGAAAUCUUAAAGUGAAGAUCCCUAAGCUGAAUCUGGAGUACAGCCAGGAAAUGACCGAGGUGCUCACUGCCAUGGGCCUCGAGGAUCUGUUCAAAAAGCCACAGCUAUGCAAGAUUGCAUCGGGCCACUUGUUUGUGUCCAGCGUGCAGCACAAGACAACUCUGGAGAUGAACGAGGAGGGUGCUGAAGCCAGCGCUGCCACUUCCAUUGCCAUUUCCCGCUCUCUUGACCACUUUAGUGUCAACAAGCCUUUCUUGUUUGCCCUGCUUGAUGAUGCCUCCUAUGUGCCCAUCUUCAUGGGUGUAGUGACAAACCCCAACCCCAAUGCCAAACUCAACAAAAGGGGAGACUAUGAAACAGAAAAGUUUGCACCUACGUUUAACAAGUUCAUGCCUUCCAAAAUGGUGCCUAAAUAGGAUGUGGCACACCAAAGGACCUUGGGAUAUGUGUGCCUUACAGGACUGCAUCUCUACUGUUUACAGGCACUAUAGCAACCAGUUGGGAGGCAAACACAUAACAAAAGAAAAGAAAAAAGGUCAAUCUAAUAUGGACAGUUUGUAUGGAGAAAUAUUUGGGACACUUCAAUGCUGCCAGCAGGAGAAGUGUAGUGGUCACCUCUCUGUGUCCACAUCUGCCUUUGACCAAUUUAAUCCAAUGGGAAAGGGAAGGGGUUAAUAAUCAAAUAUUGCUUAUUUUUGAAGAAAGGGGAAGUGGUCAUUUGUCACAUGGAAUGGUGUGAAAUGGGGGUUGGGUGACCAACUGUCUUACUAGUCUGUUUGAUUUGAGUCUGGGUGGUCAGGGUCUUCAUCUGUCACUUGAAGAUUUGUGAAAAUCAGUGUGGGGGAUUGUUGUGACCACUAACCUGUCUUUCUAAUCCGAGACAUUACAGCUUUUUGACCUGUCACUAUUGUCUCUGGCUUGAGUUUAGUCCAUCAGAGAGACAAAUGCCCAGCAGCCACUUGAAGCAUUGUGAAAUGGAAUUUGGAUGGUUUUGGUGACCACUGACAACAUGUCUCCAUAUCUUAAGUAAGUUUAGAUGGGCAAGACAAAUGGUCAGUGUCCUCAUAAGCAUUACAAAAUAGGGAUGGAGUGUGAUGGUGACAUCUAACCACUAGUCUCUCUAAUCUGAAACAUUCCAUUUCAUGCCCAUUGUCCAGUAGUAGUCUCUCUACAUUCAGUCACAGUGUCAGGCCAAGUGGUGGUGGUGGUGGUGGGUGGUUUGAGAAGGAGGCUGUGGCGUGAGACCAUUUGCCAUUUUCGAACUUCAGCAGUCUAGGAGGGGUCAAAUGUCAAACCAGAUCUGCUUCCACCUCUUUUGUGCACCCCUGUCAUUCACAAGGAGAGAUGGAUGGCUUAUGUCUGCAGGGUUGUGCAAAGUGCAAAACCCAGAAUGCCACUUGGUCCAGAGCAAGAUGUGGACAACAGCUUGACAACCUCCACUUGUAUCUCUGGCUGCCUGUUUCAUUUGGGUGAACCCACAGUCAUCAACGUGCACUUGCCUACUUAUUCCUCACACAAGCAUGUGAAAGAACAGAGUGUUUCAUAUUGUGAAUAAUUUGAAGCUCCGAAAAGAUGCAGCUCCACAGAUGUGCAUGAAAUAAAGUCUUUCUU